AAAUUACAGAGAAGCAGGCAAACAAAAUGGCGCCUGGCAACAAAAAUCAAGCAGAUCGAAAUUUUUAGUUUUUAAUUUCUACUAAAUAAUUUUACAUUUUAGGUAUGUCAGUUCAAUUAUUUAAGUUGCUUGUUAAUUCAGUUAGGCAGAGAUUACCUCGACCUUCUAUUUUAUCCAGAUCAGGCCUACAAAUAAGAUCGAUAGCUGUAAUGGAAGUAGUGAAAGACAGAAAAGAUGAAAGUGACACCAAAGAGGAAUUAGUACAGGACAAAAAGCACACGAGAUACAAACGCAGGUUUCUAAAACGCCAGUGGGAGGACUCUGGGGAUGGGAGAAAAGAGAAUGACGCAAGUGGGGAGAAGAAAGUGUGUGACAAACCAUUUGAAAGGAUCAAGAGGAAGAAAGUAGCCAUGUUGCUUGGUUACUGCGGUGUUGACUACUACGGAAUGCAAAGGAACCCUGGUGUUCCAACUAUAGAAGAAGACCUAUUGAAAGCCCUGUUUGAUGCCAAGUACAUAACAGAGGAGGAUUUCACUAACCAGCAGAAUGCGCAGUUCCAGAGGAGCUCCCGGACGGACAAAGGAGUGUCGGCUGCCAGGCAGGUUGUCUCUCUUAAACUACCUCUUGAAGUGAACAUAGAUGAAAUAAAUAGCAGACUCCCCCCAUGUAUAAAAGUGUUUGGUAUAAAGCGAGCAACCAACAAAUUCAACUCGAAAUCAAAGUGCAAUGCUCGGACAUAUAGCUACACUCUUCCCACCUAUGUAUUCGAGCCGAGUCUGAGCGAGACAGAGAGAAAGACUUACAGGAUAUCUGCAGAAAAGAUGACUAAAGUGAAUGAAGUGCUUAGUGUUUAUAGAGGGACUAAAAGUUAUCACAAUUUUACGGAAAAGAAGCACUACCAAGAUCCGUCGUCUCUAAGGUACAUGAUGAGCUUCAGUUUGGAAAGAGUAUUUAUUGAGUCUGAAAUGGAGUUUGCUGAGUUAUUAGUUAAGGGUCAGAGCUUCAUGCUGCAUCAGAUCAGGAAGAUGGUGGGUUUGAUGAUAGCUGUGGUACGUGGACAGACAGAUAUGGGCAUGAUGGAGAAAGUGUUUGGAAAGGAUAAGGUCAUGAUUCCCACCGCCCCCGGCUUGGGUUUACUGCUUGACAAGGUGCACUACGAGAGAUACGACGCUAAGUUCAAAGGCAGCCAUGACAGCUUGACGUGGGACGCGGAGGACGAAGCGGUGGAGACGUUCAAACGCGACCGAAUAUUCCCCUACAUCAUCCAGGGGGAGAUCGAGGGCAAUUCCAUGGGUUUGUGGCUCGAGAAAAUCAAGAGGCAUUCCUUUGAACCUUCCGAUGACGUCCCUGAUGACAAAAAUGACAUCGGUGACACUGGCGGUGAUGACGACGACGACAAUGAUGACAUCUGUGAUGACGGCGAUGACAACACAAGCAAAGAUUUUAAAGGAGAUGAAGUAAACGGUGUAACACAAGAUAUAGAAGACAAUAAUGCAUCUAAAGAUAUUAAAGCUGAUGAACUGAAAGAUAUAACAAGAAACAUUGAAGAGAAUAAUACAAUUAAAGAUGACAGAACUAAAGAUAUUCAAGAUGUUAAAGAUAGUCAUAGAGAUGCAGAAAAAUUGAUAGAUGUAGCCACACCUGAAAAGAAUGAAAAAAUAGAAUUAAAUGAUGCAGAAUGUGAAGUGGCAACACAGAAAUAAGAUAAAAUCUUAUAAUGUGUUUGGAUUUAAGCUUUUUAAUUGGGACUCAACUGUCUGCCCAGCUAUUUGGGGUCUCUUAACGCUACCCUUUACGGUGAGAGGUCGCUUUUGUAGUGCCUUGGAACCCCCCACAUCCAUCGUUCUUUGCGUCUACAAGGGACGUGAAAUUGAAGACACGUAUUAUAGACAUUACUUUAAACAUAAAUUCAGUGUAUCGAGAGAGUCUUAGUAAGUGAUAAUUUUAUUCUAAGUAUAGUUAAAUAAAGGCUGCGCCUAUAUAUAAUUUAUUUUA
Molecule: messenger RNA, 1995 nt
Organism: Maniola jurtina (meadow brown)
Lineage: Eukaryota; Metazoa; Arthropoda; Insecta; Lepidoptera; Nymphalidae
Gene: Pus1
Product: tRNA pseudouridine synthase A
Exons: 9
Coding region: 105-1703 (532 amino acids)
Biological process (GO): tRNA pseudouridine synthesis; mRNA pseudouridine synthesis
Cellular component (GO): nucleus
Molecular function (GO): RNA binding; pseudouridine synthase activity
Source: RefSeq, a predicted model, not a curated record